Acomys russatus (golden spiny mouse) is the source of this 3611-nucleotide messenger RNA. It is a transcript of the gene Dync2i1, whose product is annotated as dynein 2 intermediate chain 1. The record is from RefSeq and is a predicted model, not a curated record. The coding region runs from base 157 to 3189 and encodes 1010 amino acids. Gene Ontology annotation, cellular component: cytoplasmic dynein complex. The transcript has 22 exons. Lineage: Eukaryota; Metazoa; Chordata; Mammalia; Rodentia; Muridae. Gene Ontology annotation, molecular function: dynein light chain binding; dynein heavy chain binding. Gene Ontology annotation, biological process: intraciliary transport.
GCCCGUUGCUAGGAGGCGGGGACGCCUGCCGGCUGGGGCCCAGGUCGCAGUAGGCCCCGGCUGGCUGGGAGAGGUGAGCGAAGGCCGGCUGGUCCUCUCCGGCUGGCCCGCGCCUGCUGGGCCGAAGACACGCGGCUGCCCCGGCCUCGAGCAGCGAUGGAGCCUGGGAAGAGACGAACCAAAGAUGAUACUUGGAAAGCAGAUGACCUCAGAAGACACCUCAAGGCUGUGCAAUCGGGUAGUCCCAAGGAAGAUAAGAAAGUUAGGGAAAAGAAAGUGCACAAGGAGUCAGAAGUGUGCUGCUCUCUUGAACACAGAGAGCACAAGAGCAGGGAUCCAGACCGAGAGGCCCGGCACAAAGAGAAGGCUGCUGAGCGAGGCCUGUACACCUCCACAGAACGUCUUCGUGUGGAGAGAGACCGCGAGAAGCACAAAGAAAGAAGGAAAGAUGUGAAAGACCGUGAGAAAGACAAACUGAAAGAGCGACACCGAGAACAAGACGCAGAGAAGCCUCAUAGUCGAGGCAAAGACAGGGAGCGAGAGAAGGACAGAAAGGCCCGGAAAGAAGAGCUCAGGCAGACGGUCGCCUACUAUGACCUCUUGGGUCGAGAGACGCGUGGCCGGCAGAUGCUGGAGAGAGUGGAAAAGAAGGCCCACGCAGUAAGUAAAGUCCGAACUGAGGAAAAAGAAAGGAGAGAUGAAGAUCCUGAAACAGAAGAUGACGACAGAGAGAGAAGAUACCGAGAACGGAAGCUGCAGUAUGGAGACAGUAAGGAGAACCCUCUGCACUACUGGCUGUAUAAAGAGGACAACGAGAGGAAGCACAAGCGGGUGAAAGACGCCGAUCGGGAGAAGAAGCACCGCGAGAAAAGCAGCACAAGGGAGAAAAGAGAGAGACACACCAAAGACAAGGCGAGUGUGCUCACGCUCACGGACAGGGAGGUGGACGAGAGACACAGAGAGAAGCGGCACAGGGUAGGACUUCACCACGAUGAGGACAGGCGCCGAAGUCACACAGAGAAGAAAGAGAGAGCUUUGAAAGAAGAGCACAAGAAAAGGGAAUCGAAGGAACCUGAACAGGAACACAUUGACGUAGAGGCUCCUGGGGCUGAUGGAUAUCAGGCCAAUUUUGAUGAUGAUUUUGAAGACUACGAAGAUGACUUUGAGGUUUGCGAUGGAGAUGAUGACAGCUAUAACGAGCACGACGCGGAAGAGAAAGCGGAAGAGCUUCCCCCAGCCCAGAGAAGGGAAAUACAGGAAAUUCAGAAGGCAAUCAGUGCGGAGAACGAAAGGGUUGGAGAGUUGUCUUUGAAGCUGUUUCAGAAGCAAGGUCGAAUGGAGUGUGCGAAGGAGCCCUGGGCAGAUGCAAAUGGUUCCACUUCCAGAACCCCUGUUGGUGGAAUUUUUGUGGAUUUUGUAACAGCCUCACAUCGCCAGAAGAGUCGGAGUCAGGCCAUUAAGCAAAAGACACGAAGUGCAAAACUGCUCCGGCUUAUUGAUUUAGACUUUUCGUUCACUUUCUCUCUCUUGGACCUACCACCAGUAAAUGAGUAUGACAUGUACAUUAGGAACUUCGGGAAAAAAAAUACCAAGCAGGCCUACGUUCAGUACAACGAAGAUAAUGUUGAGAGAGACAUUCAGACUGAAGAUAUAGAAACCAGGGAAGUGUGGACCCAGCACCCAGCAGAAGGCACUGCUGUGUCUGGAGGUAGUGAAGAAAAAGACUUCCCUGGUGUCACGGUUGUACCAAAGAUUGACACCCCGCGGCUGUCGAGCUUCCUCCGGGCAGCGUGUCAGGUGGUCGCUGUUCUGCUUGAAGAGGACCGUUUGGCAGCCGGACCCAGCUGGAAUUCCCGAGCUCAAGACAAAGCUCUGCGUGUCAGUGACAGCUCCUCUCAACUGAACAUGAACCUGCCGUUCCUUCAGAGUCGGAAAGUAUCCAGUUUGCAUGCCUCUCGGGGUCAGAGGCAGACUGUGGUGUCUGUUCACGACUUACCUGAAAAGGCAUUUGCCCCACAUCUGGAUACCAGGCACCUCCUCUGUGUGUGGGAUAUUUGGCAGCCUUCAGGGCCCCAGAAGGUUCUGAUAUGUGAGUCAAAGGUCACAUGUUGCUGCUUUAGCCCUUUAAAAGCAUUUCUGCUGUUUGCGGGAACAGUACAUGGAUCUGUGGUCGUGUGGGACUUAAGGGAAGACUCCAGGAUACACCAGUAUGUGAGGCUGAGCAAUUGUCUCUGGGCCUUCAGGACCCCAACAUUUUCCACUGAUGGAACCCUCACGUCAGUGAGCCACCGAAGUCCUCUGCAAGCCAUAGAGCCAGUUGCCACAUCUGCCUACAAAAAACAGAGCUUUGUGCUUUCACCCUUUUCUACUCAAGAAGAAAUGGCAGGCUUGUCAUUUCACAUCGCUUCCCUGGACGAGAGUGGCGUCCUCAAUGUAUGGGUGGUUGUUGAAUUACCAAAAGCAGAUAUCUCAGGUUCAAUGAGUGAUUUAGGUCUGAUCCCUGGAGGGAGGAUCAAGUUGGUGCACAGUACUGUGAUCCAGCUGGGCAACAGCCUUUGCCGUAAAGAUAGUGAGUUCUGGGGGUCCACACAGACGCUAAGUGUCAGAUUCCUGCCGUCGGACCCUAACCACUUUGUGGUUGGCACUGACAUGGGACUUAUAAGCCACAGUAGCAGACAAGAUUGGAGAGUCUCUCCCAAGGUGUUCAAGCCUCAGCAACGUGGUGUCAGACCAAUAAAAGUUAACGUGAUUGAUUUUUCACCAUUUGAAGAAAACAUUUCCAUACCCCAAUUGCAGGCUGGCUGUUCAGAUGGAAGCAUCAGGCUGCACAAAGUGACAUCUGAGAGGCCUGUCAUUCAGUGGGAGAACAGCACCAGCAGCCGAUCUGUUAUUAGCUUGCAGUGGUCCCCGACAAGGCCUGCUGUGUUCUUGGUCCAGGAUGAUGCAUCCAGGAUCUAUAUCUGGGACCUUCUUGAGAAUGACCUGGGUCCUGUGGUCCAGCAGCCCAUCUCUCCAGAUAGGCUUGUGGCCAUGACUAUCAUGGGGGAGCCUGAGAAGACCAGUGGUGGCUUUGCGGCUCUGGUGUUGGCCAGGGCCUCGGGCACAGUCGACAUCCAACACCUGAAGAGGCAGUGGACCACCCCAGGGGCAGAUGAACACAGCAAGCUGCGUCUGCUGCUUCUGAAGUGAAGACUUAGUGUCGGGAGAGUGAUGGGCACAUAAGACUUGAUUACAGGAUGGAUUACUUGACCCUGUGUUCACGUGCUUUGUGUGCAGAGAAUGUGUAUAUUCUGUACCUAGUUUGUUUUAGGAGAAGAGUACUUUGGUAUUCCCAGGAAAUAAAUCACUAUUUUUAAUGUAAACAGUGAACAUUUCGUAUAUACUAAACUUCAAAGGAAAUACCAAGUGAUGUCCAGAAAGCUUUUCUAAGAGUAUUUCUAGUUAUUUUUGGAACAAUUUAAAAACACUGUCACAUUUAUUACUGGAUUUUAAACAGGCCACCAUGAAAAAGUACUUUAAUGGACUAUUUUCUUAGCCAUGCAUAAAAUGAUAUACAUAUAUCUAAAGAGAAAUUACUCACUUUGGAGAUGGCCUCCACCAGCCUUCUGUUU